AUGGACGCUCGCACUUACCAAAGCUCUUCGUGUCUGGGUGACACCGACUCAGAAAUCAUGAACUCUGCUGCUGAGUACGCCUACAGAGAUGCUGCAAACAUCAUUACAGAUCAAGGGGUCUCUCCUAAAAAUCGUGCCAACAGCAAUAGUGCCGCCAGCGAUGGACCCCCAAUGGGUUUAAAAUCACCGUACCAAAGUGAAUUGUCAAUGAGUUCCCUUACCAAUGAUAUCAGUGAUCUUUCUUUACACGCCAUGAAACAAUUGAUUCUCCCGCCAACUCACCGAAAGUCCCCAUUCCAUCUAGGCCUUCCAACCAAUGCCAAACCUAUCAAUAAGCUCAUCUUGAGACUUCAAACAUGGAUCAAGAUAUUGAAGUCUCUUGUUAAUUACUAUCAAGUUUUGGCGGUCUCUUGCCAACAAAUGUCGAAAAUUCACUUGAAUUUGUGCGAGGCUGUCAAUUUCCCAAUGUUUGUCAACGGCACAUCGACCGGUUUCAAUUACCAGGAUACAUUGCCAUUACCGGAAUCCAUAGAAGAAUUGGUUAACAACCGCGGAAGACCAACUCAGGGUUAUCCAAUUAUUAAUGAGCCAUUGGACCGGGCGGCCUUGCAAAAUUUCUUGCCAUUUGGCGCGGGGUCUAUCCAAGAUGCCCCAAACAAUUUGAUUCUUUACCACAAGAAUAUUUCCUCCACUAAUUUGAAGCUCAGCACUGAGCUCACCAACUACGUGAUCCCAAGGCUCGAAGAGCUUCGCAAAGACUUGAAUCAAAAAAUUAAAGAGAUUCGCACUUUAAGUGAUGAUUUCCGUAAUGAUUUGAAACAAGAAAUUGCCCUUACUGGUCAGAAGUUAUCGGCUUAUCUCGAAACUUUGGCUGGCACUGGCACUGGUACUCUGGCGGCGGCAGCCGGAAAUGGAAGUACAACGUCAACCGGGGGUUCUGAUCCAAUGAAAAGAUUCAAACAGGACCCAUUCAUGGCAAAAUUCCGGUUAGAUUAUCAACUCAAGAGCCAAAUUUUACAAGAAAACUAUUUACAAGAGGCGUACAUAAAUUUACAAUCCACCGCUGCCUCACUCGAAAAAAUCGUGUUCGAGGAAAUCCAAAAAAGUUUCCUUACCCAUGGUAAUGUCAUUGAUUCACAAACCAAAUUGAGCUAUAAAUUGAUCAUGAAAGAGAUAUUGCAAGACGGCCUUGGUAACAAAAAAUAUUACGAAGAAUGGAAUAGUUUCAUUGAUAGAGAUGAUGGCCAUAACUUUCUCAAAGAUUUGAAAGUUGGUAGUGAAUUACCAAAGGCCCGGAAACUUAGUGACAUAGAAUAUCCUUUCAAAGAUAAUUUCAUGAGCAAAUGUAUCAAAACUGGUUAUUUGAAUAAGAAAUCUAAACUCUUGAAAAAUUACAAAAAAGGCUUUUAUUUACUCACGGUUUCGUCGCUUUUUGAAUUCGCGGCUAAUAGCUCGGGGUUUGAAUUGAAAAACGCUGCCCCGGUCGCCAGUUAUAAUCUCAAUCGCUGUACUCUUUUACCAUUUGAUCAUUCCAAAAACAAGUUUGAGAUGAUUUAUAAACACCCAUCUCGAAAUAUUCCUGCUGAUACUACUGGUGCCCCUCAAGAAUCGAAUCUCAAAAUCAUUGUUCCGGAGUCUCUCCGAUCUUCUUCUGACGCUUCUGACCAGUUGGACGCCCCAUUCGCCAGAUCUUAUACCCUUCCUAGCCUUGAGAAGGAGUUUGGGCCUCAUGAUGAGACUGACAAGAUUUCUUUCAAGUUCUCCGAUCAGAAAGAAUUAUUGUUAUGGUACAGAUACCUCAAGCAACUUCUCAAGUUUUCCUCGGCUAAUGAACGUGCCAAGUUUAUUGAGAAACGAUCAUUGAAGUGUGGUAAUAAUGAAGCCACGAAAUCUCCUGCUGCAGCUGCCUCUUCUUCUCCUUCUUCUGAAACUGUUAUUAGGGAUGGCAUUGUGAUGAACGCUGAUGGGUUAUUUGGUCAGAUUACCGAGAAUAAUAGAAGUGAGAGCACAAUUACCAAUGAUGCUGCCGGAUGGAAUGAACAAAGAAACGAAGCUGGAGUAAAUAAUCUACAUCGUGAAAGUAAUGUUGGCUUACAAGGAAUUGCCCCAGAGAUUCUUAUUUCCGAUUUGACGGUGGAAGAAUCGAAGCAGUUAGCAGCACAUUAUCAUAGUCCAAUGCUUUCUCCUAAAUCCCGGCCAGUUUCUUUCCGUUCUAAUUCGAGUUCUUCGUUCAAUUUACUUAAUCCGGAUCAGAUUCAUGCGAAGAAAAGACCAACGUCAUUCAGAUCGCAUAGUAAUAGUCUGUUCAGUAAUUUGCUCAGUACUAUGACUGGCAAUGAAGAAGGUAAGAAGACUCGGCUGCAUCAACGCAACAAGAGUGAAGCGAUAAGUGUUGGUAGUGGAGGGAGUGGUAGUAGUGGAGGAGAAUCUAGAAUAGCCGAGGAGUUUGAGAAUUACAAAAGUGGUGGCGGUAAUAAGGCUGGGUCAACUGGGAAACCAAAGAGACCGCUUAUGAGUUUUAGUCGAUCGACAUCGAAUCUCGAAGAGAUUAUACAAAAGGGCAGCAGUAGUACUUUGAAUCUAUUGAGAUUUAAGAAGGACCAUCACCCGGGACAUAUUCGAACGUAUUCCGGGAUCUGA
Molecule: messenger RNA, 2640 nt
Organism: Saccharomycopsis crataegensis
Lineage: Eukaryota; Fungi; Ascomycota; Saccharomycetes; Ascoideales; Saccharomycopsidaceae
Product: Rgc1 protein
Exons: 1
Coding region: 1-2640 (879 amino acids)
Source: RefSeq, a predicted model, not a curated record